GCUCAGUGGGAAGUUACCUACGUGGAUAAGUGAAGGCAUGCAAAGAUUGGUAAUAUUACGGUUACGAUCUAACAACUUUUCUGGUCAUAUUCCGAUUGAAAUAACAUGGCUUUUUUCUCUUCGUAUCCUUGAUCUUGCAAAUAACACUUUUUCUGGGGUUAUGCCACGAUCUCUUGAGAAUUUGAAAGCUCUAACUACCACUGUUGUGGUGUUAGAUAUAAAAGAUAAUCCUUUCCGAGAACUUUAUCGUGGUCAGUCUAAUAAUGACAGCUUAUCGUUGGUAAUUAAAGGGCAAGUGCUUGAGUACAAAGAGAAUGCCAUAUAUUUUAUGAGCAUUGAUCUGUCUUGCAACAGGUUAGUCGGGCAAAUCCCAGAAGAAUUAAGUUCACUUCUUGGGCUGGUAAAUCUGAAUUUGUCAUCAAACUUCUUGAGUGGAAAUAUCCCGUAUAAGAUUGGUAAUCUGCAACUAAUGGAGUCUCUUGACUUGUCCAAUAACCAACUUUCUGGUGAAAUUCCUCGGGGAUUGUCUGAUUUGACUUCACUGAGCUAUCUGAAUUUGUCCUACAAUAAUUUAUCAGGCACAAUACCAUCAGGACACCAACUUGACACUCUCAAGACAGAUGAUCCAGCUUCAAUGUACAUUGGCAAUCCUGGUCUUUGUGGGCAUCCACUUCCAAAGGCAUGUCCUGGAGAUAAUCCAACACAAGAAGAUCUCGCCAGGUGGCAUGAAGCUGACAGCACUCAUACGGAUUUUCAUCUUGGUUUUACUGUGGGAUUCUUGGCAGGCCUUUGGAUAAUAUUUUGUGGCCUUUUGUUCAAGGAGACUUGGAGAUAUGCCUAUUUCAGCCUAUUCGACAAACUAUACGACAAGGUGCCCGUCUUCUUCUUGUCACUUGGCAACAAUGGCUCAGAAAACCAGGUACAAACUAAGCAAGUACUAUAAAGGCACAUCUAUGACGUGCCGAUUGGACUAAUAUCUUUGACUGUGGGGCUUUGGGGUUUUUUUUUUUGUAAUGGAUCGUUCACAUCACCAUGUUAAAAGCUCUCAAGAUAUAACACUAUAAUAAAUGUGUGGUAUAUUGUUGUACUGUAAGUCUGUAAUGUAAGAGGUCGUUUAUUGUAAAAUAACAUCCAUAAGUUGCUGUGUGAUCUGCUUGUCGUUUGGAAUUCCCACAAUAUAUUGAAGCUAGUGCCCUCGGCAAUCCAA
Panicum virgatum (switchgrass) is the source of this 1207-nucleotide messenger RNA. RefSeq names its product putative receptor like protein 25. The transcript has a single exon. The coding region runs from base 38 to 943 and encodes 301 amino acids. Gene Ontology annotation, molecular function: protein binding. The record is from RefSeq and is a predicted model, not a curated record. NCBI's taxonomy places the organism in Eukaryota, Viridiplantae, Streptophyta, Magnoliopsida, Poales, Poaceae.